AUGAACACAGAUACAGAAGGCACUCCGUUUGAGUGGCAGACCGAUCAGGGUGAUCCUUCAGAGUCUGGACCACAUUUUCCGAAAUGCCCAUCUUCUAUAGUAUUGGAAAAGUUUAUCGGUGCAGUGAUGUCAAAAGCAAAGACGAGGGACGCUAUCUUGUCAGUAGCAAGUGCUCUAGGAAAACAAAUCGCAGCGGUUAGGAUAAAUUCAGGGACCAGGGUCCCCUUUGCUGAUGCAGUCUUGCACACCAUUGCCUUAAGUUUCGAGGAGCACAUGAAAACACGCAUUUCCUCAUUGUCCCCUCUGAUUCAGUCAGGAUCAAUGGAUGGGAUAGGUAGCAAUCAGGUGGUAGCACCUUCAAUUACCGUCUAUGCCUCAUCCCCUAAUGUUAGUCCUGCCAGUACGCUAGUUGCAAUUGAUGAUGGUUCCCGUCCACCUUCGAGACAAGGGGAAGACUCUCCGGACCAAGACCAAUAUCAUGAUGAAGCUUAA
Messenger RNA from Tremella mesenterica DSM 1558, 492 nucleotides. RefSeq lists its product as uncharacterized. Bases 1 to 492 code for a protein of 163 amino acids. The record is from RefSeq and is a predicted model, not a curated record. The transcript has a single exon. NCBI's taxonomy places the organism in Eukaryota, Fungi, Basidiomycota, Tremellomycetes, Tremellales, Tremellaceae.